This is a messenger RNA of Rosa rugosa (rugosa rose), 1938 nucleotides long. RefSeq names its product probable aspartyl protease At4g16563. Gene Ontology annotation, molecular function: aspartic-type endopeptidase activity. The record is from RefSeq and is a predicted model, not a curated record. Gene Ontology annotation, cellular component: extracellular region. The transcript has a single exon. Gene Ontology annotation, biological process: proteolysis. NCBI's taxonomy places the organism in Eukaryota, Viridiplantae, Streptophyta, Magnoliopsida, Rosales, Rosaceae. The coding region runs from base 173 to 1618 and encodes 481 amino acids.
UCCCCUCUUUUUAUGCCUAAUCCAAUUCCCCUCUGCUAAUAAACAAGAUUUUAGAUAGUCAUUUCCCAAAUGCAAAGCAAACCCACCAGAACCUUCCUCUAGUUAAAUUUUCACUUCCCAAAACCCCUAUAUAAACCUCCCUUCACCACUCCUCUCUCUCUACUCUGUUUCAAUGGCAUCUCCUACUCCUCUGUUUCUAGUACUCUGUUUCACUUACUUCUCUGUCUCAUUCUCCCAAACACUCUUCCUCCCCCUAACCCACUCCCUCUCCCAAACCCAAUUCAACACCACCCACCACCUCCUCAAAGCCACUGCCACGCGCUCCGCCACCCGCUUCCACCGCCACCAACACCACCGCAAAACCAACCAAGUCUCUCUCCCACUCGCUCCGGGAAGCGACUACACUCUCUCCUUCACUCUCGGCUCCACCCCUCCCCAGCCCAUCUCCCUCUACAUGGACACCGGCAGCGACCUCGUCUGGUUCCCCUGCUCUCCCUUCGAGUGCAUUCUCUGCGAAGGCAAGCCCAACUCCUCCUUCCCCCCGCCCAAAAUCCCCAAAAACGCCGCCGUUUCCUGCGACUCCCACUCCUGCUCCGCCGCGCACUCCGCCCUUAGUUCCCGCUCUCUCUGCGCCAUAGCCAACUGUCCUCUCGAGUCCAUUGAGCUCUCCGAGUGCUCCUCUUUCAAAUGCCCGCCGUUUUAUUAUGCCUACGGCGACGGAAGCUUGAUCUCCAAGCUUUUCAGAUACAGCUUAUCAAUUCCCGUGUCAACUCCGUCGCUGAUUCUUCCGAACUUCACUUUCGGGUGUUCCCAUUCUGCCCUCGGUGAGCCUAUUGGGGUUGCCGGCUUCGGCCGGGGACUGCUUUCUCUCCCGGCCCAGCUCGCCAAGUCCUCUCCCCAGCUCGGUAAUCAGUUCUCUUACUGUUUGGUUUCUCACUCCUUUGACCAGGACCGAGUUCGGAAACCGAGUCCGCUCAUUCUCGGCCGGUACGAUCAGAAAUCGGUUUAUGGAGCUGAUGAGUAUAUCUACACCUCCAUGCUUUACAACCCGAAGCACCCCUAUUUCUACUGUGUUGGUUUGGCCGGAAUAUCUGUCGGGAAAAGGGUUGUUCCGGCUCCGGAGUUUCUCAAAAGGGUCGAUGAGAAAGGGAACGGUGGAGUUGUGGUGGACUCCGGGACGACGUUCACUAUGUUGCCGCAGCGGUUCUAUAACUCGUUGGUGGCCGAGUUCGACCGCCGAGUCGGACGAGUUCACAAGCGGGCGACUAAGGUUGAGGACGGAACCGGGCUCGGGCCGUGUUACUACUACGACGCCGUUGUGGAAGUUCCCGCCGUGACUCUGCAUUUUGUAGGGAACAAAUCCAGUGUGGUGCUGCCUAGGAAGAACUAUUUUUACGAGUUUACGGACGGUGGCGAUGGGGUGGGGAGGAAGCGGAAAGUGGGGUGUUGGAUGUUGAUGAACGGUGGCGAUGAGAAGGACUCGGGCGGUGGGCCCGGGGCCAUUUUUGGGAAUUACCAGCAGCAAGGGUUUGAGGUGGUUUAUGAUUUGGAGAAGCACAGGGUUGGAUUUGCAAAGAGGCAGUGUUCAUUGCUUUGGGACAAUCUCAACCAGAGGUAGAGGGGUUGACUUUUGCUCUGAGGUCAACGGGUGUUGAAUUUAUGGUGGGUUUGACCGCACGUGUGGGUGGUUCCUCGUAAACGGGUCAGGUUUUCGGGUAAUCAGGCGGGUUCGGGCUAAUGGGUUUCUAGUACAUUUGUAAAUUGGGGAGGUUUCUUUCAAGUGGUGCACUUCAUCCUUUGCAUUUUCUGCUAGAAAAUGUACACAUGUAAAUUGUUUAUGUAAGAGGUUUUGUUGUUGGAGAUGCAAAAGAUGAAGUGCACACAAAAAUGUGUAAUGUUUGAACUCUGAAGAUGAAUAUGACUGAAGUGAAUUCUUUA